Messenger RNA from Columba livia (rock pigeon), 2692 nucleotides. RefSeq names its product retinoid isomerohydrolase RPE65 (gene RPE65). Gene Ontology annotation, biological process: retinal metabolic process; zeaxanthin biosynthetic process. The record is from RefSeq and is a predicted model, not a curated record. NCBI's taxonomy places the organism in Eukaryota, Metazoa, Chordata, Aves, Columbiformes, Columbidae. The transcript has 14 exons. Bases 65 to 1666 code for a protein of 533 amino acids. Gene Ontology annotation, molecular function: all-trans-retinyl-ester hydrolase, 11-cis retinol forming activity; beta-carotene 15,15'-dioxygenase activity; retinol isomerase activity.
GCAGUGCCCCAUAAAUACCCCUCACACAACUCUCGCUGUGCGCUCGGCUGCCAGAGAGGAGAAAAUGUACAACCAAGUGGAGCAUCCCGCUGGAGGCUACAAGAAGCUCUUUGAGACGGUGGAAGAACUGUCCUCGCCGGUGACCGCACAUGUCACAGGCAGGAUUCCCAGCUGGCUGCGCGGGAGCCUCCUGAGAUGCGGCCCCGGCUUGUUCGAGGUGGGCGCAGAGCCCUUCUACCACCUCUUUGAUGGCCAAGCGCUGCUCCACAAGUUUGACUUCAAGGAGGGGCACGUUACCUAUCACCGAAGGUUUGUCAGGAGUGACGCUUACGUGAGAGCGAUGACCGAGAAAAGGAUCGUGAUCACGGAAUUUGGCACCUACGCCUACCCAGACCCAUGCAAGAACAUCUUUUCCAGGUUCUUUUCAUACUUCAAAGGUGUGGAGGUCACUGAUAAUGCCCUCGUUAACGUCUACCCCAUCGGCGAAGAUUAUUAUGCCUGUACUGAGACCAAUUUUAUAACCAGAAUUAAUCCAGAUACGCUAGAGACCAUUAAGCAGGUGGAUCUCUGUAAAUACGUGUCCGUCAACGGGGCAACGGCUCAUCCCCACGUUGAAAACGACGGGACAGUUUACAACAUCGGCAACUGCUUUGGCAAAAACUUUGCGCUCGCCUAUAACAUCAUACGGGUUCCUCCACUUCAGGCAGACAAGGAGGACCCGCUGGACAAGGCAGAGGUGGUGGUGCAGUUCCCUUGCAGCGACAGGUUUAAGCCAUCUUACGUUCACAGCUUUGGGCUGACCUCAGAUUACAUCGUGUUUGUUGAAACGCCAGUGAAGAUCAACCUCCUCAAGUUCCUCUCCUCCUGGAGCCUUUGGGGAGCCAACUACAUGGACUGCUUUGAGUCCAACGAAACCAUGGGGGUCUGGCUUCACGUGGCAGAGAAAAAGAAAGGCAGGCUCCUCAACAUCAAAUACCGCACCUCGGCCUUCAACCUCUUCCAUCACAUUAACACCUACGAAGAUAAUGGGUUUCUGAUCGUUGACCUCUGCACCUGGAAAGGGUUCGAGUUCAUUUACAAUUACCUCUACUUAGCCAACUUAAGAUCAAACUGGGACGAAGUGAAGCGACACGCAGAGAAGGCACCGCAGCCCGAAGCCCGCAGAUACGUCCUGCCCCUGAACUUCGACAAGGCUGACACAGGCAAGAACUUGGUCACGCUGCCCUAUACAACGGCGACGGCCACGCUGCGCAGCGACGAGACCGUCUGGCUGGAGCCAGAAGUGAUUUUCUCAGGGCCGCGCCACGCCUUUGAAUUUCCACAGAUCAAUUACAAGAAAUACUGCGGGAAACCUUACACGUAUACGUACGGGCUGGGGCUGAAUCACUUUGUCCCAGACAGGCUUUGCAAGCUGAAUGUUAAAACCAAGGAGACGUGGGUAUGGCAGGAGCCGGAUUCAUACCCCUCAGAGCCGAUCUUCGUCUCCCACCCGGAUGCCCUGGAGGAAGAUGACGGGGUUGUGCUGAGCAUCGUCAUCAGCCCGGGCGUGGGGCCCAAACCCGCCUACCUGCUGGUCCUCAACGCCAAGGACAUGAGCGAGGUCGCCAGGGCCGAGGUGGAGAUGAACAUCCCUGUGACUUUCCAUGGAAUCUUCAAAAGGGCCUGACCUGACUGCUGCCCACAACACGUCGCGGUUCCUCCGGCACAGGCUCCGUUCACAAUCGCUCGCAUGACCUGAAUUCCUUCCACAGCACUUUUUAUUUGUGUGGCUAAUUAAUUAGGAUUGAGCAUUUCAAUUCAGGUGUUUUUCAAAUGCAUUCUUUGGCAUAAUAUCCAGAUGUACGGUGCUGAGAACACUCGUACGGUUAAAACGACCGAAGGUUGGGGUGGUGGAAAGGAGUUUUUUGUUUUUACAAAGUUAAAGUUUGUAGCUGCGGCAGAGUUAAAAAUGCAAGAAACAGCGCAAACUCAAUACCUGCGCACAUCCUAAUGUUAUGUACAACAGUCUCUGUGCUCAGUUAUAUGCCUUGAAGAGGUAUAUUUUAGUCUAGUAUUACAGAUUUAAAUCACCUCCUGUCACUCCUUUAGUGCCCUCAGAGCAAUCCGGGUGCAGACGUUGCACAGCUGCUGUGGAAAUCUGACCUGGCAGGCGGCAGUUUGUCCUUCACCAACUGCGCCCACCAGCUCACGUGUUUUCUCUUUCCCAUUUCAUUGCUUCAAGUGCAGUUUCUUGAGUUCCGGGUUUCAUACUUAAACAUGAAUAUGAAAAAAAUCAGGUAAUUUUUACGGCUUGGGAUGAAUUUUCUUCCUUACUGUGCUAUAGACUCUCAGUUUCUUCCUUUUCACCAAAUAAAUUCUCAACUAAUGUAAUCGGAGGCUAUGGUUCAAGAUACAAACUUACUGCUAACAGACCUAAAAUCCAGGAUUCUUGUUUGUCUGCAAUGGUUUAACAUUUUUAUUAAUGGUAUCGAAGAAUGAGAAAAUCAUUGACAUUAAAGAUUUCUAGCACAUGGUGCAAACUUUAAAAGGCCGAUUAUUUGAAAAUGGCUGCAGUCACUCCGAUGGCAGGGACACAACCUGGUACUUCUGCUGUUCUAUCAUCUCUAAGAACUGCGCAAUUACCUAAUUAAAAACAAAAUACACUAUAAGCAAUAGUCCUCCGAAAUAAUAAAUUAGUAAAUCCUACUAGUGG